Messenger RNA from Peromyscus maniculatus bairdii (prairie deer mouse), 542 nucleotides. It is a transcript of the gene Rpl35, whose product is annotated as ribosomal protein L35. The record is from RefSeq and is a predicted model, not a curated record. Gene Ontology annotation, molecular function: structural constituent of ribosome; mRNA binding. Gene Ontology annotation, biological process: maturation of LSU-rRNA from tricistronic rRNA transcript (SSU-rRNA, 5.8S rRNA, LSU-rRNA); translation. Gene Ontology annotation, cellular component: ribosome; cytosolic large ribosomal subunit. NCBI's taxonomy places the organism in Eukaryota, Metazoa, Chordata, Mammalia, Rodentia, Cricetidae.
GACUGCGCACAGGCGGGGCGGGCCUUCCAUGCCGCGACUCUAUUGGCGGUGUUCGGCGCCACCGGCAUUAGUAACGGAAGUCGGCCCCGCCUCUUCCUCUUUCUCUCGGACCAGGCGGCCUUGGCGGUGAGCAGCUGAGCUAUGGCCAAGAUUAAGGCUCGGGACCUGCGCGGCAAGAAGAAGGAGGAGCUGCUAAAACAACUGGACGAUCUGAAGGUUGAGCUAUCCCAACUUCGCGUCGCCAAGGUGACAGGCGGCGCCGCGUCCAAGCUCUCCAAGAUACGAGUCGUCCGCAAAUCCAUCGCCCGUGUCCUCACCGUCAUUAACCAGACUCAAAAAGAAAACCUCAGGAAAUUCUACAAGGGCAAGAAGUACAAGCCUCUGGACCUGCGACCCAAGAGGACUAGAGCCAUGCGCCGCCGGCUCACCAAGCACGAAGAGAAGCUGAAGACCAAGAAGCAGCAGCGCAAGGAGAGGCUGUACCCGCUGCGCAAGUACGCAGUCAAGGCCUGAUGGAAAGCAAUAAAGCGCAAGGCGGCUGA